UUUUUUCUUAUGCUCUGUUUUGAUCCAAAUUUUGUUGUUGGUCUUUAUUUUUUGUGUUGUUGAUAGUGGGUCUCUCUCUUGGGGAUUUUGUGUUUUGGUUUGGUGGAAGUUAUGAGGGGAAGACUGGGAAAUAUGGAAGUUUGCGUUUUGGGUUUUCAAAGCUGGGUAGUUAGAUAGAGUUGUACUCUGUGGUUUUGGUUUUGUUUAGCUUGCUUUUUGAUAAUAGAGUGUAUAGCAGAAUGAGUGCAGUUUAUGGGCUUAAUUGAGAUAAAUUGUUUGUCUCCAGGUUCCGUUGGGCAUAGCUUUGUAAAGUAAUUAUGAAAAACUUUGUGAUAAUUUAGAUUUGUUGAGCACUGGGCAACUGCCUGUGAUAUUUUUCCUUGGGGGAAGUGAAUAAUGCCGGGAAAACCUGACAUUGGAGCCCAUCGGUUAGAUCAGAGUGCACAGAGUGUGUUGCAAUCGGCCACCUAUUCUCAACCUUGGUGGCAGGGAGUCGGAAAUGGUCCUAUCUUUAGGGAAAGCCCAUCAAAAUCAUCCUUAGUAGAGCACCUGAAUGGUUCCCUUGCUGAUGGAUCUAUCCAGUCACAAGCUAAUUCUGGCUUAGACUUAGAGAGUGGAGAAAACUCCAAUAAAGAUUCCCAUAUCGCUAUGGCAUCACAAUCUGAUGGAAGUAAUGGACAAGAUCAUGUCAAAUGCGUUCCAAUGAUGGCACCUGUUGCCAUGGGUGGACACCUUGAACCAAAUCCACAAAUGGAACUUCUUGGUCAUUCAAUUGUUUUGGCAUCAUAUCCAUAUUUGGAUCCACAACAUGGCAGGGCGUUAAGUUAUGCACCACAAGCUAUGGUACCUCCUCGAUUCUUGCAUCACGCUAGAAUGCCUUUGCCCCUUGAAAUGGAAGAAGAACCUGUUUAUGUAAAUGCAAAGCAAUUUCACGGUAUUUUGAGACGAAGACAGGCACGUGCUAAGGCUGAGCUUGAAAAGAAAGCAAUAAAAGCCAGAAAGCCAUAUCUUCAUGAGUCUCGUCACCAACAUGCUAUGAGAAGGGCAAGAGGUUGUGGAGGCCGUUUUCUAAGUACUAAGAAGCCACAAAAUAAUUCUACAGACCACACAGCAGAUAAAGAUGUAAAUUCUGGUGCUAAUCCUUCACAACAAUCUGCCACCUUCUCAGGCUCUGAAUGGUUGUCCAAAAACAAUAGUAGAGAUUUGGAUUCCUCCAGUGGUCUGCAAGAAGUAAAAGAAUAUACUAGUCAGGAGACUCGGGACAUGCAAGCACAGACAUCCUCCAAUGGUAAUGGCAAUGGCCAUGGACAGUCAUCAAUAUAUCAUCCAUCAUCAGGUGAUAUCUUGACUGGAGGCUUCUUGAGUCAGCAGAGGAAAAGCACAAAUUGGCAUGGGGUCACGAAUGCGGCCCUGCGCAUUAAUUAAGUUUCCACAUAAAGUUGUAGUGCCUCCUCCAGCACGUUUGCACCAGCAAAGAUGGAGGCAUUCGGCAUACCGGACUUGGGGUUGACAUCCUCUCUAUUGGAUGUUUCCUCCGGCAAUUCAUUCUUGGCUUUGGAUGCUCGGCAACUCAGAGCAUUUUCAUAGGUGAGGUAAGGAAGAUAUGAUGGAUCUUCCAUGGAAUUCCAUUUCACUUCCACUCACCACUUGUGUAAAAAUAGCAAAAACUUCUGUAUGUAUGCAUUAGGAAAUGGUUGAACAUGUAGUAACUACAAGUGUAAAGACUUGCUUUUGUUUGUGACAAACAAUUUACCUGCUGUCUGCUGAUGUAACCUACCAUUUAAACGAUCUUAAAGAGUUGGUGUUGGCUUUUC
Messenger RNA from Manihot esculenta (cassava), 1814 nucleotides. Its product is annotated as nuclear transcription factor Y subunit A-1. Gene Ontology annotation, cellular component: CCAAT-binding factor complex. The record is from RefSeq and is a predicted model, not a curated record. The coding region runs from base 397 to 1425 and encodes 342 amino acids. Gene Ontology annotation, biological process: regulation of transcription by RNA polymerase II. The transcript has 7 exons. Gene Ontology annotation, molecular function: RNA polymerase II cis-regulatory region sequence-specific DNA binding; DNA-binding transcription factor activity, RNA polymerase II-specific. NCBI's taxonomy places the organism in Eukaryota, Viridiplantae, Streptophyta, Magnoliopsida, Malpighiales, Euphorbiaceae.